This is a messenger RNA of Drosophila eugracilis, 1900 nucleotides long. It is a transcript of the gene ppk27, whose product is annotated as pickpocket protein 11. Gene Ontology annotation, cellular component: membrane. Bases 70 to 1338 code for a protein of 422 amino acids. Gene Ontology annotation, molecular function: ligand-gated sodium channel activity. The record is from RefSeq and is a predicted model, not a curated record. Gene Ontology annotation, biological process: sodium ion transmembrane transport. The transcript is spliced from 3 exons. Lineage: Eukaryota; Metazoa; Arthropoda; Insecta; Diptera; Drosophilidae.
CCUAAUUACCCAGCUGAAGGGGCUAUAAAAUAUCUUGGGAGUAGCAAAGAACGCAUUAGUUCAGCCAAAAUGUCUCGAUUAGCGACAGCUUACCAAAGAACGGUUGUGGAAUAUUUUCGAAAAACAAGUCUCAAUGGCUUUGGCCUGCUCUACUUUAUAAGAAAGCGAAGAAUUCAGCGAAUCUUCUGGUUUUUGUUUAUUAGUUUUGGCAUAAUUUUUGCCGGCUAUGCAGUGUUUUCCAUGAUUCUGGAAUUUCUCAGCUACUCAACUUUAGCAGAUCUCUCUGAGUUGAAGGUUUUGGAAGAGGAAAUGGAAUAUCCAAAAUUGAAAAUAUGCAGUGGCUAUAGGCUUAGUCACAGGAAAAUGCUGAACUACGCAGCUGAGUUAGUAAGUUCUGGUAAUAAAUCGGUGGAGUUUUGGCUGAGUAAGUUAGCAUUGAUAGAAGGUUACUUUGAUGAUUUUUCUGUGAAGGAGGAAGAGGUUUUUGGUUUGAAUAGUUUACUGACUGUAAAGAAUAUCACUUCACUUUUACUGAGUUUAACUCCAGCUUGUGAGUCUCUAAUACUUAGAUGUGAAAAAAAUCAAAUUUCUACAAAUUGCACUAACUUAUUCAUACUAGAAGCUGGCAGUCAAGGCAACUGCUGCGUUUUAAGCAAGGAAAACCUCACUGGGGAACUUUCCCUGUUCCUAGACUCCUCCCAAGAAGAUGCAUAUCCCUUGAAAGAUAACCUUCCAGGCUUUAGCUUGCAUGUUCCUAGUUGGCAGGGCAGAAUGAGCCUUAACCCUGGAGAAAGGGCAGCUGUGGAAAUAGAAGUUAUGGAACUUCUGGGAAAUACUCAAUUAGAAGAGUACGCCAUAGGAAAGCGAGGUUGUUAUUUUCCUCAAGAGGGUGAAAGUAGAGAGAAGUGCCUCCAUGAGUGCAGAAUAAAAGCCACGCUAAUUAAUUGCCAGUGUGUGCCAUAUCCAGUUGAGUUUUCCAAGGAAAACUUUAAACAGUGUUCUUUGGAGAAUAUAACUUGUUUGCAGCUGAUAGAGGAGAACUGGUCACCCUCACAGUGUCCCCAAUGUCUGCCUCUCUGCAAUGAACAAAUUUAUAGAUUGAAAAAACAAAUUCAGGGAUAUUUGCAUCCUUGGAGAAGUGAGUUGAGUUUUAAAUUUAAAACACCGCGUCGCCAGCUCUACAAAACAAACAUUCUCUACCAUUGGUAUCAGAUGCUGUCAAACGUUGGCGGCGUUCUGGGCAUUUGCAUUGGCUGCUCUUUCAUCAGCGGCUUCGAGCUGAUCUACUUUAUGGUCUUUCGUUUAUGGUCAAACUAUCUUCGGCAGUCUGAGAUUUAAUUAAGUUAAAUGUUGCACAUACGCCAUGUGGGCAAAUUUGUUGUGAUUUAUCUCGCUGACAACGUGCCACCGACAGCGUAGCAUUAAUCUUGAUGACUUGAAUUGUAACUGAGGCGAAAUAAAUGAGUGACAGUGGAAGGAAAGGACAGUGCUUGGGUGGUGGGUGGCUGGGUGACUUAGCUGGAGUGUGCCGAUCAUCAAGGUUAAGUGGUCUGCUGAGUCCCCUUUUCAUCGUCUCGGCUUGUUCACAGUUCGUCGCCUGGGGGGCCACUUGAUGACUACUGAACGGCAGCGAAAAAGAUACAGAAAAAUGUAUCUUCUUAUAGAGAGACUGGAAGAAAAAUGUUUAUAGAUUAAAGAAGGGCUUUCAAGAUCAAAAAUAGAUAGUUUUAUGACCAAAAAAGCUAAGAAAAAAAAAAUUAAAUAUAUAAGAGAAAGAUUUAUAGAAAGAGAUUUAAGAAAACCUUCAUUUUCUGAUUUCUAUUAGCUGCUACUUUCUCUCAGUGCCCUUGUGCGAGUGUGAAAACCUUUCCCUAAGUGCACUUCAGUGUGCGUUUUACUG